Aphis gossypii (cotton aphid) is the source of this 2169-nucleotide messenger RNA. RefSeq lists its product as uncharacterized. Gene Ontology annotation, cellular component: cytoplasm. The record is from RefSeq and is a predicted model, not a curated record. Gene Ontology annotation, biological process: sulfation. Lineage: Eukaryota; Metazoa; Arthropoda; Insecta; Hemiptera; Aphididae. Gene Ontology annotation, molecular function: sulfotransferase activity.
AGUUUCUAUUGAACAAGUCUCCGAGCAUAAUCGUACCGACUUUACGUGUAAGCACUAAUCAUGUCUGAUAUUACGUAUUCGAGUGUGGAUAACGAAGUAUCCGACAUUCUGAAUAAGCGUUUUGUUACCAGCUUUCGAAAUGGAUACAUUAAAGCUAACGAUGUCGUGUUGCCUGUGUACUUCAAGAAGUUUGGACAGCGUAUACAGGACAUGGAAAUCAGGGAUGAUGACGUUUGGGUUUGCAGCUAUCCAAAAACAGGAACCACGUGGUGUCAGGAGAUGACGUGGUGCAUUGCAAACGAUUUGGAUUUCGAAGGUGCCAAACAAUUUUUGCCAGAAAGAUUCCCAUUUUUAGAUCACACACCAUUAUUUGACUAUGAAAAAGUGCUGCCGGAAAAACCAGACCUCAAGCUACCGUUGUAUGUAUCUGAUUCGAUCACGUACAUAAAUGAAUUAAAAUCUCCGAGAUUUAUCAAGACUCAUUUACCUUAUAAACUCCUGCCAAAAAAACUUAGAGAUCAAAGUACCAAAGCAAAAAUCGUGUAUGUGGCCAGAAACCCAAAAGACACUUGCCUAUCAUAUUUUCACCAUUGUUGUUUGUUAGAAGGAUAUACUGGCAAUUUUGAAGAUUUUUGUAAAUUGUUUACCUCUGAUUCCCUUUGUUUCAGCCCAUUUUUCGAUCACAUUCUUGGCUACUGGAACCGAAAAGAUGAUUCGCAAGUCCUUUUUUUGAAGUAUGAAGACAUGAAACAGGAUCUACGUACAGUAAUUCGUCAAACAGCACAGUUUUUAGGUAAAGAUUUGGCUGACGACCAGGUGUUGGUUUUGGAAGACCACCUAAGUUUCGAAAGCAUGAAAAACAACAGAGCUGUCAAUUAUGAGCCAGUUAUUGAGAUUAAUAAAACCCACAAUUUAAUUGACGCUAAUGGUACUUUUAUGAGAAGUGGUACAGUGGGAGGAGGAAAACAAAAAAUGUCACCAGAGUUUAUAAACAUUUUUGACGAAUGGGAAGAAAAAUGCUUAGGGAAAAGUGGAUUAAAGUUUUCACUAAACAUGGCUGGUAUUACAUAUUCGAGUGUUGACAACGAAGUAUCCGACAUUCUAAAUAAGAGCUUUGAUAACACUUUCCGAAACGGAUAUAUUAAAGCUAACGAUGUUGUGUUGUCUGCAUCCUUCAAGAAGUUUGGACAGUGCAUACUAGACAUGGAAAUCAGGGACGAUGACGUUUGGGUAUGCAGCUUUCCAAAAACAGGAACCACGUGGUGUCAGGAGAUGACAUGGUGCAUUGCAAAUGAUGUGGACUUAGAAGGUGCUAAACAAUCUUUGGCAGAAAGAUUUCCAUUUUUCGAGCACACAGCACAAGUUGACUAUGAAAAAGUGCUGCAGGAAAAACCAAAUCUUAAUCUACCGUUGUAUGUGUCUGAUUCGUUCAAGUUCAUAAAUGAAUUAAAAUCUCCGAGGUUUAUCAAAACUCAUUUACCUUACAAGCUCCUGCCAAAACAACUUAGAGAUCAAAGUACCAAAGCAAAAAUCGUGUACGUAGCUAGAAACCCAAAAGACACAUGCCUUUCAUAUUUCCACCAUUGUUGUUUGUUAGAUGGAUAUAAUGGCAGCUUCAAUGAUUUUUGUAAAUUGUUUACCUCUGAUUCCCUCCUCUUCAGCCCUUUUUUCGAUCAUAUUCUUAGCUACUGGGAACGAAGAAACGAUUCGCAAGUCCUUUUUUUGAAGUACGAAGACAUGAAACAGGACCUUCGUUCAGUUAUUUUUCAAACUGCUCAGUUUUUAGGUAAAGAAUUGACUGACGACCAGGUGUUAGUUUUGGAAGACCAUUUAAGUUUCAAAAGCAUGAAAAAUAAUAGAGCUGUUAAUUUUGAGCCAGUUAUUGAGUUUUAUAAAACCAUCAAUUAUUUAGUUGACACUAAAGGCAGUUUUAUUAGGAGUGGUAUAGUGGGAGAAGCAAAACAAAAAAUGUCACCAGAGUUUAUAAAAGUUUUUGACGAAUGGGAGGAGAAAUGUUUAGAUCUCAGUGUGAUGCCCAUAAAAGCAACUAUAUCAUCGCAUGUUUUUUGUUUCUGUUGAACAAGUCUCCAAGAAGCAUCACCGUACCGACUUACGAGUAAGCACUAAACAUGGCUGAAAUCACGUAUUCAAAUGUUGACAACGAAAUAU